AUGAAUGAACGUUUGUUAUCUACAACUAUUGUUACUUCUGAAUUACCAUUAAAGAAAUACCUGCAAGUAUUUCCCGAUAGAACAGUUAUAAUCCACCGUUCUCCUUUGGAUGGCCUUUCUCAUCCUUUUACCAUCAAAGACUGCACACCAUCUUUAAAAGGAAAGGAAUCACCAGUAUUAUGGAAACCAAUCAUCUAG
Entrophospora sp. SA101 is the source of this 198-nucleotide messenger RNA. The record is from the annotation of a GenBank genome assembly. NCBI's taxonomy places the organism in Eukaryota, Fungi, Glomeromycota, Glomeromycetes, Entrophosporales, Entrophosporaceae.